AUGAAAAAUACAUUCAAGCCUCUGACCCCUGAAAAACGUGGAUAUUUAUGUCCUUCCGUUAAAUUCAGCCGUUUGCACUGGACGGAAAAGAAUGAGUUGGCAGAGUCUCUCUCUCUUCUCACCCUCCUUCCACCCACCGUUCGUCCGCGACAACCUUCUCGGCGACCCACUGCCGCCGCGCCGCCGCCUCUCUACCGGCGCACCACCGUCGCUACUAGGACCCAACCAUCAUUUCUUCUCUCUCUCAUUACCACCCCUGUGCUUCCCAGCCAUCACAUACAAGGGUAUCCAUCAAUUCGUAUCUUCCGUAAAGGAAGUGAUAUCAGAGAUGACCAUGGAGAUCAUGAUCAUGAGUCCUAUUAUGGAGAUCGUGAUACAGAUAGCCUAGUCAAGACAAUGGAGAAGUUAGUGGCUUCUCUCCCUGCAGAAUCUCAGAAGCUAGGUUUGGAGGAUAAAUCCAAUGGUACAGAGUACAGGAGCCGCUGUGCACCUUUAGCUGGGGGAUGUAGAAUUGAAGGAUAUGUGCGUGUCAAAAAGGUUCCAGGAGAUUUGGUUAUAUCAGCUAGAUCUGAUGCCCAUUCUUUCGAUGCUUCUCAAAUGAACAUGUCACAUGUCGUACACCAUCUAUCUUUUGGACGGAAAUUGUCACCUAGGGUUUUGAGUGAUGUGAAGCGCUUGAUACCUUAUGUUGGUAGCAGCCAUGAAAGGUUGAAUGGACCCUUUUUCUUAUAUUGGACAACUACUCUAAUCCUUUUAAUUUAG
Messenger RNA from Arachis ipaensis, 762 nucleotides. NCBI's taxonomy places the organism in Eukaryota, Viridiplantae, Streptophyta, Magnoliopsida, Fabales, Fabaceae. The record is from RefSeq and is a predicted model, not a curated record.